GUCAGGGGCCUGGUGACUCACUGGAACAGAAUGUCCUGUUUCUUUUCUAUUUCUAUUUCCUGGGGAUUCUCUGGGAAGACUGGGGGCAGGGGGCCGGGGAGAGGGAGGCAAAUCCACACUAUAUUUCUGGAGUGGGAAACUGGACCAUAGGCCACCACCCCUUGUGCAUUGUAUCUCAGCAAUGUCCUUCAGAUCCACUCCCCACCCCAGCCCCAGGUCCAGCUCCACCUCCGAAGUCCUGCCCUCUCUGAAGCAUCUCCUCACUGGCGCCUGAAGGAUCUGCUGAAACUCCUUAUUACUUGGGGAUAAACUCUUCGCCUCUUGGUGCCGUUUCAAGACCCCUGGUCCAGUUCCCCUCUAUCCUCUCACUCCUUCGUCCUGUCCACACUGCUCUGGUCACUGGCCCGAGAAAACACCCUGCACCUUCCUCUCUCUAUCUUUGUCUAAGAAGAAUUUGUCUUAUUAUAUUAUAUAUGUAUAAAUAUAUAUACAUUUAUAUUUUUAUUAUUUAUUAAUAUAAAUUUAUAUUAUUUAUAGCAGGAAUCAAGGGGUCCCUGCCCUCAUAGACCUGAGAUCUCUGUGAGGGCCCCCUGCCCCCCAGUGCAGAGCCAGCCCACACCACGAUAUCCAGGAAGGAUUCUUGGAGCCUCAUGCUCUCUGGAAAAGUAAAUAUGAUUGGAAUAGCUACUGCCAGAAGUUUGGAGCUUGAAAAACACCAAAUACAGCAGUCGGGCCCUGUGAUGAUUAGGUCUCUGAGCUCUCGAGGCCUCGCUGAAGGAGCCUGGGCUCCUGUUCUGUCUCCCCAGUGCUGCGGGUCUGAGAAUCAGGAACACUGGGCAGAUGGUUGUCCUUACCUGCUGGCCUGGACCUCCCUCCCCUCAUCCAUGGAGCAGCCCUGGGAAAACAGGCAUACUCCGUGUUUUUGGAUGUCUGCUGUCAUCUUUCCUCUGUUAACAGAAGUAGAAAAUAUGAGAUGUGGUCCUUUUUCUGAUCACUUGAUGAUAGAUGCUGGGAGGACAUGUACAAAUCUAAGUGGUAGUUAUCUCUGGGAGCCCCAUUGCAUCUGGGGUUCACAGGCAGGGGCUGUAUAUCACAGGAUUAAAGAAGAGCAGAUACCUGGAAAAAAUCCCGUAGGACAACCAUCUCUGAAUUAUGGGCAAAGGCUAAUGGCUGUCAUGCUGUUUACAACUCUCCUGAUAAUGCUGCUCUUACUUCUCACUGAGCAGGGCUGUUGAGGUUGGCUGGGGGAGAGGAUGAGCUGGGCUGGGGGCACCGGGGCAAAGGUGUCUAACCUUUGUCCACCUUGGAUCGAAGGUUGCUCUUUUUGCUCUGGGCUUGAGAUGCCACGCUGCUUCCUCCAUGUUACAGAGCGCACAUGUGAAGUCCAGGAAACCCCCCAGAGACAGAGCAGACCGUACCCAUCCUCACCAUAUAACCAGGGCCCUCGCAUUGUGCCACACCACCAUCAUUCAAAUAUUGACUGGCUAUUAUGAGGAUGGACCAGAAGGCGUAUUUUACAGAGGAAUCAAAGAGUCCCCAAUCGCAGAACAGAAAAGGAAACCUAUACAAGGUAGAAGAGAAGGCUGAACAAUUGUCCUUUAUUCUAGUUUAAAAAUGCUGAACAGUGCAUGCCUACCAUAGGUGGCCUCCAACUACACGCCCUGUCAAGGAACAGGCAAAUGAGGAGUCAAAGGGAAAGCAGCCCAGCUUGAAACCCAGUCCCCGGUGCCGUCCACCUCCUGCACCAGGCUGGCCCAUCAGGCUUCCUUCUCUGCUUCUGGUUGCCCCCGCUAAUGCGGACGAUUCCAGGCAUCCAGCUUGCUCCACGCUUGCUCUGCCCACACGCAGGAGCCCUGAGCUCAGGCUGUGUGAUCAUCUUCGAGAAGGGAAGAGGGAGAGUCUGACAGGUCUCAUCUACUGUGAGUAGUCACUCUCCCACUCUGGGCAUCCGCAGCUUCCUAAAACUGUAGCUAAAGAAAGUUCACCAGGGCCUUGGAGGAACUGAAAAAGACGCUGGCUGUGUGACCUUGGGCUAGCCCUUGGCCCUCUCUGGGCAUUUGUACUCUGAUAGUAACACUAUACAGUGAGGCAAUUGCUCUGUGGCCCCGGGUACCUGGGAAGAGCACUGAAUUACGAGAGAAGUGCCUCCUCAGCCAUUUGGAGUUCUUGUUGUCACUACCAAUCAACAGUAGACCCCAUGCAGGUUAUCUAACCUCUGACUGUAGGCCUCUUUGUAAAAUGGAGACAGUAUAACUGCACAGAGCUGCUGGAACACUUAGAUAACUCCUGGCUGUAUCUGUACUGAAGGAUCGUUUCUCACUACCCCAAUUCUCAGAUUUUGGGUGAAGUGGGGCUAGUAAUCCAGUCUCCUUUCUGGAUGGUGGCAGUCUGGGUGGUGUCGGCCAUGUGGUAAUGAGAGUCAGGGUAGAGCCCCGUCUGGCAAACUUACUCAGUAGCUUGGGCCUGACUUCACACCCCAGCCCUGACCCGGUUAAGUGGAGAAGAGGCUGGGCCAGAGUGGCCUGGGUUUGCAGAGGGGUGGGGUAAGUGUAGUCACCAAGGGGGGCAGGCAGUGUCCUGGGCCCACACUCACAAUGGGAGGAAGGAAUUGAGGAAGUGCUUGCAGUUACUCAGACAUCUCGGAGCCUAGGCCCUAGCAGGACCAGGGCUGGACCCCCCAGGGAUGAGUGUGCCAUGGCCUGGCCGCCGGGGUAGCCCCCAAGUCUGGAGGCCACUGCACCAUGGACAGCCAGAGCUGUUGCUGGGGGCGCCCAGGGUAAGUUUCCACAGCCUGAGUGUGAGCAGCAGGCAUGAUCGGGCAGCAAGGAGGGCUGUGGGAGGCCAGCAUGGAAGGGGGCUUCUCCCGGCAACACAGGGCAAUGGAGCCCCAUGGUAUGUCACUGAUGGGGCUCAGAUAUCCUGGCUGGAGCAUGCCCUGCCCUAUCUGAACAGCGUUCUCCCAGCUCUUCAGAGAAGGAGGCCAAAUGAAAUGGGCCCUCACCCACAGCACCCACUGAGGUCUCCACGGCACUUGUGGUGACCUGGUGGCAUCCCCCGACCUUGCCUGGAGCUGGCGUUGCCUUCCUCCCACCUGGGUCCCUGUCCCCAGCACAGGACCAGCAACAGGCAGCAGCAGAUAGGCUGACUCAAGGCCUGGCCCAAGGUUCCUCCAGAGGAGGAGGCCGGGCUCAUCCUCCAUCCCCAGGCGGGGGAGUAUUCUGUCCUUGAGCAUACAAACUCUUGAAAUCUGCAGCGUCACCACAGGGCCAGGUUGGCAAGGCUCCCUGUGGGCAAAGUCUGCUCCCUCCUUCCAGCCCCUCUGAGUGCAGGGAGACUUGACCUCACAUCUUUCAGGAUGGCACUUCUUCUAGAAGCUGCCAGUGGAGUUGACCGUGGCUCCUGGAAUCCUGGCCAGAGGUUUAGAAAACUGUGACUGAGGCCACCUGAGGUCUGAGUAGGGCUAAACGGGGUGCAUGGCAGCCUAGAGGGUCAAGCCCCAGGGCUUCGGAGCAGCCUCACAGAAGAAAGCAGGGACUGCGGCUGGAAGAACAGAGUACCUGCCACCCAGGAGUCCCAUUUUGGAUGGGGCUAAAGCUCCCAGACCCCACAGGCAGCUCAAUGGACCAGCUGCCACGUGGGGCCAUGGAAACGGCGGUGAUUGGAGUGGUGGUGGUGUUGUUUGCGGUCACCGUGGCCAUCACCUGCAUCCUCUGCUGCUUCAGCUGUGACUCACGGGCCCAGGAUCCUCAGGGGGGCCCUGGCCGCAGCUUCACGGUAGCCACGUUUCACCAGGAGGCUUCUCUCUUCACAGGGCCGGGUCAUCAUGCCUAGCCCAUGGCGGGUGCCCAGGACUUCUGGAUUUUCACGUGAGGCCUAACAGCCCCAGGAUUUGCUCUUCUGGUGGAUCAGACUCACCCACCCCGCAGCCAGCCUUCCCUGGUCCUAUGGCUCUGAGUUUGUCCUUCACUGCCUGCGUCCAGCAAACUCUCUGUUCCGACCCAUCCCAGCUUGUUGUGCCCUCCAGCCUGGGAGAUCUGUGGUGGUGGGACCAGGUGGGAGUGCAUUCUGACCCCUGAGAGCUCACAGGUCGGGGCUUCGGAGAGGUCUGAAGACAGGGUGACUGGGAAGUGUUGGAUUGCGCAGUAGCCAGCCCUUCUGAUCUACUCUGAACAGAAAUAUCACUGGGAUUUAUUGUAAACAGGGUGCCGGUUAACGCAAGUUACCCCAAGGAUCCUUGGAAUGGAUUCUAUUGCCACCGGAGGAAGCAGCCCCCCAACUGGACGUUUUUACGUCUUUAUCUGCUCACUGAGUUGAAUGUUUUCGCUGCUUGCAUGUGCACCCCGCACAGAGCCCACCCCUAAGGCCUGCUGCUUGCGAGCUGCCUGAAGCUCUGAAAUCAAAAGGCUGCUUCCUGGAAACAAGGGAUUUAUUCUGGUUUGAAAAUAUAUAUCCUUUUAUGGGUCUCCCAAGAAUCAGGGUUGGAAAACCACAGAAGGGAAAAAAAAAAAGAGUGCCAGCAAGUUCAAGAUGUUUUAUUAACAGGAAAGCCAGAAAGAAGACUUUGAAACAUAUUUUAAAUGAGACUUUAUUACUGUAUUUGUAUAGGUCACUUCUAUUCAUGGAGCAUGUGAGUGACUUAUACUCCUUAGGAUGGUAGAAAAAUCUUUGACUUGAAAGAUAAUUCCAAAUAAGUUAAAAUGUUGUGUUACAUUGAGAGCAUGUAACAAAGCUCUUGUUUUCACCACAAAGAGAUGCUCCGUUUCUAUUAAUAGAAAAUCUGUUUUCUGUACCCACAAACAAAUGCUGUGUGGAAUUUAGCAUAUGGUUCCAAGGGUGCAAAAUUCUGAGUCUCCUGACUCAUGUGUCUCCGUCCAGACCUGAAGGGACGGCUCUCCCAGGGGUCUGCCUGCUGGGUGUGUGUGUGUGUGUGUGUGUGUGUGUGUGUGUGUGUGGCAGGACUGGCCCGCCAGGAGCUGUGGCCUCUCAGGGUGCCUGGACUGGCUGCCAAGGAAGGACUCCCCGAAAGAGGCUUGGGGCUGCCGAGGAGCAGCGGGCUAGGGGCCAGGGAGAGAGGCAGGCUGUUGGAAAAGGAUGGAGUGGGGGAGCAUGCCAAGGGCAGAGGCACAGCCCUGGGGCAGAAGCUCCUGGGGACCACGUCCUGGUCACUCUGGAUCCUGAGCCCCUGGGCAGGGCCUUCAGAGAUGCAGUGGGAGGGACCUGGCUGUUGUGGGGGCCGGAGAUGAGGGGGGUGCUCUUGUGGGUAGUGAUUUCUGGAAGUGAGCACCGAGACAGGGUGUGGUGUGUGAGGUGUUGAUAGGGACCGCCGCCAUCUGUGACGAGGAGGCAGCAGGGCUGGAGAGAGCAAGACGACGCACCGCUGGCCCUGACGUGACCCCACCUUUGCUCCAUCUCUGCGGGCUGGCCCCCCAGUGGGUUUGGCAGCAGGCAAAGUGGUGCUGCCACUGAAGCUGCCCCCGAAGGCCUGCCUGGGUCCUGGGCGGUCUCCCCAGCCUGUUCUCAGAGGGUGGGUGAGCACGUCCAGACACAAACAAGUAUGUGGGCGUGGGCGCUCCUGGUGAGUGGAGGUGGUGGUACAGGGUCUAGGAGGGGAGGAGGAGUGGGCCUUGGCCUCUCUCUGCCCUCAAGCAAAGCCAGCUCUUCCAUAUCGGGCACCCUUCGGCUGGACCCAGGUAUCAGAACCCCAUGCCCAAGACCCUGUCCCCGUGCUGCGUGGUCACAGCCUCCCGGGGUCAAUGGAAAGACAGGCAACAGACUGGAAUCCUGCGGCUGAAAUCAAAGUAGUGAGCAAAGCCUGGCCGCACCCCGCAGUCUGUCCAGGCCUGAGGGCUCCUCAUCUGCUCACUUGCUCAUCCACACACCCACCCACCCUGACCCCACUCCAUCUACCCCAUGUUUUCUCUCCUCACUUAUUCACACAUUAAUUCACUUAUUCCAUCACUUGUUCUCUUAUCCAUGCAUUCACUCUUCCAUUCAGUAAGCAAUGGCUGAACACUGGCUGUGUACCAGGCCCUGCCAAGGAACGUGUGAGUCAGCCAGACAGGGUCUUGGCACUCAAACUCCCGAUUUAGUGACCUGGACAAGGCUGCCAAUAACAGGGGAGGGAGAGCUGGGAGACCUGGGAGGAGUUGGCCCUUGAGCUGGGCUUGAAGAGAACAUUUCAAUAAGCAGAGUUUGGGGGAGGGCGUUCCAGCCAGAGGGAACGGCAUGAGCAGAGGUUCAGAGGACGUGGGUGGGCAGGAAGUAAGCAGGGCAGCCUGGCCGGGCCUUUGGAGAUGAGGCCGGACAAGAGCAGCUCCUUAGCGAAGCUCCCCUUACCACAUCUGGUCACUGUGUUUCUGGGCAACAGAUGAUGAAGGCAACGAAGAGCAGCCUGGCUUGUUGGGCCGGCAGGUAGCCCUGCCCAGCGCACCCAGCAACCUUGCGUCCGCUGUCCCCGCGGAGGAGCUCUGGCCACUGCAGCAGAGCCAGGGAGAAGGUCCCUGGAGGUGCUGGGCGGGCCAGCCCUGGGUGGAGGUGGGCUCCAGGGGGUGGGAAAAGCCAUCCCAGGAAAGAAGUUAUGGUCAGCACCCUGGAGCAGGCUGAGCAAAGGGAGGGGCUGAGGAGGAGCAGCUAGAAAAGGGACAGGAAGGUGGGGAGCAUGUGUGGCAGAGAAGCAGGGGGUAGAAGUGCCAGGUUUGGCAAAAAAGAACACAGGACAUCCAGUUAAUUUUAAUUUCAGAUAGGCAACAACUAAUUUUUAGUACAAAUAUGUCCUGUGCAAUAUUAGGGACAUGCUUAUAUUUAAACGUUAUUUGUUGUCUAUCCGAGAUUCAGAUUUAACUGGGUGUCCUGUGUUUUACCUUGCAACCCUUCGAGGGGAGAAUGGUUCUCAGAGAGGGUGGCUCCGCUGGUGGAAAGAAUCAGGGGGUUCGAUGAAGGAGCGCACGGAGAAGAGACCUUGGAUUCUGCAGCAGAGGGGUUGACAGUGACCUUGGUGGACAGAGUUGAGGGAGUGAAGGGAGCAGCUCUGCGGAGGCGUGGGCGCAUGUCAGGUGCGUGUGCAGGGGCAGUGGAGUCAGGGGGGGCUCAGGAAGGGAGGUGGUAGCUGAAGAUGGUGUGAGGGGAAGAAGAGGAUGUGUGGUGGCCAGAGGGCAAUGCCCUGAGGGACAGUUUGUAACUGCUGCUUUUAAGAAGGGGAGGAAGUUGAGCACGUGCGAGGCUGGGAAGGGGGAUUGGACAGGGACUCACUGGCAGCACGCCCACAGCGAAGGGACCCUGGAGGAUGUCCCUGGAUGGGGUGGGCUGGGAAGCAGACAAACGCUGGGUGUGCACCAGUUGUGGGGAGAAGGGGAGAAGGGAGAUACGUGCGUGAAGCGGGAAUGUCUGCUCAGAGACAGGUAUGCCAGGGCUGGAACGGUGACCCAGGGAAGGAUGAGCAGUUCCCCCAGUCCUGCUUUUCUUAAGUGUGAGGAGUGUGUGGGUGCGAUAUGUGUGUGGGGCAUGUGUUGUGUGAAUGUGUAUGUUGUCUGGUGUGGGAGUGUGUGGUGUGUGUAUGUGUUCUGUGGUAUGUAUGUGUGUGUUGGCCCAAGGCUCUCCUGCCAUUCUUCCCAGGGCAGCCCAUUGUGUAAGGAGCUGGCAGGGCUGGGGGCUCUGGAACAGGUGGCCAGAAGCCCCUUGAGCCCCCAGGCCAGGAGGCAGCAGUGCAGGGACAGAGAUGGGCUGGUGCAGGGUGCCAGCAAAGCCGAGUGUUUGUCUGGAGGCAGCAAGAGAAAGGCUGCUUAGGGUCACCCUGGAAAUCUGGGGCUGAGCUGCACCUGAGCCCAGGCCUCCCAGUUCCCAAAUCCAGGGUUUCCCUCUGUUUAUUCUGCCACUAUUAGUAGUUCCUACUCACUGGGCUGCUAUGCUCCAGGAAGUGUGUUUUCUAUAUAACAAUUCAGCAGGGCCUUCGGCCACACCAUUGUGGAUAGCCAGGAUCCUCACCUGAAUCUAAACUACUUGAUGAUGUAACUGGCCUGCUGCUAGGCUACUGCUUCCACACCCUAGGCAAUGAGCUAUUAUUGACUGAGUCACUAUAUAAAGAGUCCUGCCCUGUGCUCUGGGAGGAGGUAGAAACGGAGGAUUACGCAUCUGCAGAUGUGAUUCUAGUGCUUGAGCUGUCACCGGGAGAACAAGCCAGGUAAUAAACCCUUUCAUCCCAGGAACGUUCUAUUGUCAUUCCUCCGUCUCACUGAAUCCAUAGUGAACUUGCCCAGGGCUGAAACCCAUUGGCAAGAUAACCAUCCUCUCCACUCUACAGUGAGGGAUCGGAGCUGGCCAUGUGAGGGGCUCUGGACCAGUGCCUCAGUGCCAUUGCAGCAGGAACCUGUCUGUUCUCCAUACCUGGGGCCUGCCUCAAGCCAUCUCUCAGCCAUCCCUUCCCAUCUCCUCAGGGUGGAGGGGAGGCAGAGUACCCAGGGGUCUAACUUGCCCUGGCUUUCUCUGGAUGAAAGCCUUGCUCAGGAGGGCCCUGACCUGGAUCUCUAACUUGGAAGAAGGGGUCUUUGCCAUGUGCAGUUCUGGUGGGCAGCCCACAAAGCUUCACCCCAGAUAAGCAUCUGUCGGCCCUCACCAGCCCAGCAAGGCCUCCCUAAGGCUUCACUCCUGCAGAGGGACGGACUGCCUCUCCAGGCCCAGUCUGGCUUCCCUUCACCUCCAUGGCCUUCCCUCCCAACUCCACCCCAGGACAAAGGGCUGGGAGAACCCCGCUGUGUUCCAGCCAGCUCCAUCCAACCCUGCCCCCACCACUAACUGGCUGGGCCUCGGGUUCCCUGAUUGUACAGAGGAGAGGACAACCCUUUCCCACCUUGUCUAGAGGAUUUGUGAGAGUGGGAAGAUCCUCGAAAUCCAGCUGUGAGGAUCGCUCAGCCCUGCCCUGCUCUUUCUCCACAUUCCUGGUUCUGCAGGAUAGUACUUCUCUCUGGGACCAGCUGGAUUCUGGAGUCAGGAGGCCCUGAAAUAACAUGUUUUCCGGAAAAGUACCUUCCUUAAAGGAAACCACUUGUUCCCAGGAGUAGAAAAGGGUCAUUGUGCCUCGCCAGGGCCCCAGUCCCCUCAGGACAUGACACUUGAGAAGACAGACACAGCUAGACACACAUACCCGGGUGUGCUCAUCCAGUGUAUUUGUAAUAGUGAAAACUUAGAAGCAGCCCAAGCGCCAGUUGGGAGGGGGCUUGUCUGGCAAAUCCUAGCACAGCAGAAACAUUGAACAUAGGCUUAAAAAAUGAGGCAGAUUUAAACUCAUUAAGAGGACAGGGCAUUUAUCAUAUAUCAUUAAAUAAGAAGUAAAGUAAAUUGGAGAACUCUAAAUGUGCCAGGUGGUAAAACGUAUUUUGUUAAAAUACACUAGAUACAUAGCCCAGGAUGUGGAGAGCUGCCUGCCCGGGGGCUAGCUGGGGACUCUCUCAGGCUGGGUGGGGCUGCUGUGUGCUUCAGAUGUUUGUCUGUAUUUUCUAUAAUUAAUGGUUUGCUUUUGAAUAAGAAAAAGCAGAAAACUAAUAAAGGAAAAGGAACAAAAGUUACUUUUCUUAAAUUAUAAAAUAAACCAACUCCAAUCUGAGAUAGACACAGAAAAAUACAGUCAAACACAGAGGCAGAAAUGCUAACAGACAAGUUCAGGCCGUGUGCUAACUGGUGUGCAAAACACAUCUCCAGCAAUCCCUGUCUUAUCCUAUGGAAACACACAAGUGUGCAAACAUAUAUGUCCAAGGGUGUUCUUACAGUAUUAUUUUUAAUAGCAAAACAUGAUAAAGAUCCAAGUAUCCAACAGAAGGAAAAUACAUAAAUUAUGGUGCAUAUCCCCAAAUGCAGUAACAGCCAUUACAAAAAUGUACUGACUUGGAAACUGCCCCCUGUAAGUAGAGAAAUAACAGCAAAUUACAGAAUGGUCUCAUAAAAAAAGGCGAGGAAGAGCAAAUAAACACCCCUUCUCCUUAAGAAAAUAAAAAGAACAGAAACACUCCUAAAUUGCACAUAUUUAUGUGCAUUUGUAUGAACAUAGAGAAAAGCCUAGAAAGAUGUGAUUACCACUGUGGAUAGGCUUGCAGGGAGGAAGAAAUUCACUUUUUACUUUAUAUACUAUGCAUUGUUUGAGAUUACUUUAACAAGCAUGUGUUGAUUUUUAUUAUAUGUAAUAAUACAUUUUUUACAAGAUGGUACAAAGGUUAAGAACAAACUUUACUAUUACUGUUCAGAAAAUAGUUGUUAUUUGCAAAAAGAGCCCUCUGGGCUGAUGAAUGCUAGAGCUUCUCUUAGCAGGAACAUUCCAGACACAGAUGAACAAAAUUGAUUCCUAUUUCUGUGUGAGCUCCACCAGGGAAUGAGGCAGCAGGAAUCCCCCAAGUGGAGAAGUGGCUGUGUGACAUGUCCUGGCCUUUUCCAGGACUUGGCCUUUGGAGAAACAGCAUUUCUGAGAAAUGCUGGGAAAGAACUCCUGCAUGGGAACACUAAUCCAGAAGAUUUGAAUUCAAACAACCCAUUUGAAUUAAACUUGAAUGAUCAUGAUUCUACUGAAUACAUUUUCAGUGGUCCCAGUUUUGCCUCCUGGUCAUUGUCUUUGAUCUUAUUUUAUGGGAUUUUAGGUGUGGAGUUCUACACAAUUCAGUGUUCAGUUUAGUGAUUUACCAGAGAGGCUGACCUUCAGGGUUGGGUUAGCGAUUGUCCUUCUGUCUGAUCUUGUACACAUUGGCACAAGCUAGUUGUCAACAUAGCUAGUUGUCUUCCAACCUCAGUUUCCCCCUUCUUCCUUAUUACAGCUACAACACAGCUGCCCUUGGAGCUAGUAAUGGCCAGGAGAAGUAGUAUGCAGCUUCCGGGAAAUGCCCUUAGAUAGGGAGGAAGCACUGUUCUUUGCCUUGCCUCCUUCCUUCAGGCCAGGACAUAACGGCUGGAGCUACAGAAGUCACACUGGACCAUCAAGUGGCAUUGGGAGAGGAAACUAUGCAUGGUGGAACCAGCUAGAAGGAGCCUGGGUUCCUGCCAUUGUGGGGACGCCCUCCCAGGCCCACUCUGCCUACUUCCAGGCUUUGACAGCACUGUUGAUAAUAAGGGUUUCUAUCACUCACAGCUAAAGCCAAUUAAACAGCACACUAACCCGUUCUUUUCCUAUUGAAAUCACAGACCACUCGCAAGAAACUCAGAAAGGUCAGUAACAGUGUGACCGAUGGGAGACUGCAGCCACACUCGGCGCCUCGGGAGGUGUCUGGUAGGAGGCCUCACCCCACAGCACGGCUGAUACUCCUUAUUUUGUGAGAGACUGGCUCCCUGGGUGCUCGCAGCCUGUCUGCCAAGAAGGUCGGUGAAUAAAUAAACUUCUCUACUCAUCUGAGUUGAUUAGCCUGGGGAAAUAAAUUUUCAGACUUCUUUCAGAUCACUCGCAGGGUCUUUUCACAAACGUCUAUGAGCCUAACUUUGUAGCAACCAGGCCCUGGAAGCCACAGGAUGUACUUCAUUACUCCGCUGCUGAGGGAGUAAAUCCUGGCUGAAGGAAUUGGGGGGUUCAGCCGGGGAAGACAUGAUGGGAGGUGGAGCUGACAGCUACUUUCACACAUCAAAAUAGAAGAGGGGUCAGGCUUCAUGGAGGCCCCAGGCCAACACCAGGACCCACUGGUGGAGGUGGCCAGUUCUACCCUUAGUUGAAGAGAAACCCCCCAUCCCAUGCGGCUGGCCGAGGCAGCUGAGGGGCACAGCUCUCCACGGCGCAGGGGUUGCGGAAAGGCGUCAACGGCUGAGCAGCAACCCCUAAAUGCCAGUCUACACACUGUUACCUGUCUGUAAAGUUUUCCAGGUCUCCUUUUCCUACUGGGGAAAGAAGAGACAAUGUGGUACAUUUUCAAAAAGCUAAAUAUUUGCAAGUUGAAAUACAUUUCCUUUAUUCUGAGGUUAUAGUCUUUCUAUCUGGGGAGGUGUUCUAAAAUGUUUUGUUGUUGUUAGGUAGUAGGUGGUAUUUGUUACUGUUUAGCAUCCGAGCUUGACAAAAUAAAAUCUCAGCAACUCCACAUAAGUCUCUAUUUAAAAAAAAACCUUAUGUGUCUGUGAAAUCUAGAAAUCUGGUAAUCACGGGCAAGAUGGACCAUCUGACACGCAGGUUGUCUUUGUCUUAUUUUUUUCUUUAUUGACUAUAUUCCCUAUGCUGUACUUUUCCUCUUUUUUCAAUCGAAGUAUAGUUGAUAUGCAAUAUUAGUUUCAGGACAUUGUGAUUUAACAAUUAUAUACAUUACAAAAUGCUCACCAUAAUAGUUACCAUCUAUUACCAUAUGGUUAUUACAACAUUAUUGACUUUAUUACCUAUGCUGUACUUUUCAUCCCCAUGGUUUAUUUAUUUUAUAAUUGGAAGUCUAUACCUCUUAAUCUCCUUUGCCUGUUUCCCUCAUCCCCCACACCUCUCCAUUCUGGCAACCACCAGCUUGCUCUGUUAUUUAUGAGCCUGCUUCUUCUUUUAUUUAUGCAUU
This is a messenger RNA of Manis pentadactyla (Chinese pangolin), 12485 nucleotides long. It is a transcript of the gene SPAAR, whose product is annotated as small regulatory polypeptide of amino acid response. The record is from RefSeq and is a predicted model, not a curated record. The transcript has 4 exons. The coding region runs from base 3583 to 3831 and encodes 82 amino acids. NCBI's taxonomy places the organism in Eukaryota, Metazoa, Chordata, Mammalia, Pholidota, Manidae.